Messenger RNA from Drosophila guanche, 890 nucleotides. RefSeq lists its product as uncharacterized. The record is from RefSeq and is a predicted model, not a curated record. Bases 198 to 629 code for a protein of 143 amino acids. Lineage: Eukaryota; Metazoa; Arthropoda; Insecta; Diptera; Drosophilidae. The transcript has 4 exons.
AUAGAGCACAACAUCGCGCCAAAUGUCCAUCUCAAUGUGUUGGGUAGCAGCCGAGUAGAAUAAAUAUAACUACGAUUUAAAAACUAGAAAAGUAAUGACCAACAGAUAUAGCCGUAGCAGCAGGCGCUGUUAAUGUCGUCCGAACGUCGCACCCAACCCCAAGCAAAGUUUAAACUGAUUAACAGCGGAGCUUCGCAAUGACACCAUUCGAUGACUUUGUGUAUUUAAUUAAUCAUGUUCUGCUUGGCGAAGAGCCGACAAUCGAGGACUUCAUACUGCUUGUCGGUACGUUGGUAGCAUUCAUUGCUUUCAUACUCUGGUGUUGCUUUCCCAUCCAGCCAAAGGAGCCGGGACCCCACCGCCAGUUCACAUGCAAAAUUAUACAAAAUCCAAUUAAAGCUUUUGAUGCGGCCAUCAGCACCGACAACAGCAACGCUGCCAAUGCAUCACCGUUCCCUUCCCCCUACGACUCUGGAGUCAGAAGAGGCCUCAGUGGGAAAGGCAAUGCCGGCGCUGAUUUAGACCUAACCAGCAACAUGUACAACGGAAGCAACGGCAGCUAUAGCAGGAACGGCACUGCAGCCAUGCACAAUUACUACGUUAAAAACGGACACCAUUGCUGCACCUAAUGGCCAGGGUAAAAUCAGCAAAUUCAAGAUUUUCCAGACCCAAGGCUGGGAGAUGCUGCUUAGCUUAGCGUUGUGUUACCUGCUCAGUUUUUUGUGUGCACACUGAUCAGUGGUGCAUCACCGUCGUCGUUAAAUGUAUGAAUAUUGAUGUGAAUAUUUAUUGUAAUUUGUGCCAAUUGGUUCGACAGGUUGUUAGGAAGCAGCUUAAAGUUGCCGGCUCGCAUUCGCAUAUUGAAUUGUAAUUGCUCAGACUGAUUUGUU